AUGGCUUCGUGGACGCGUGACAAGUCCAAGGCGGCCAAGAUGUUCGUGGAGCAGUACUACGAGGACAUUGCCGUCGCCUACUUUGAGCGCAUGGAGCGGAGGAAGAAGCUGGAGAAGAACAUGGUCAAGCUGAGGCUGACCGAGGUUGAGCAGCAGCAGCUGCGGAACGACCUUGCUGUUCGUGAGCAAGAGUAUACCCGCCAGAGGAGGCGGAAGCUCUCCGAGUCGGACUUUGAGACGGUCAAGGUCAUCGGCCGUGGCGCCUUUGGUGAGGUCCGCCUCGUCCGCAUGGUCGAGUCGGGCGAGAUCUUUGCCAUGAAGAAGAUGCGCAAGGCAGACAUGCUGCAGAAGGAGCAAGUGGCUCAUGUCAGGGCAGAACGCGACAUUCUUGUGGCUGCAGACAACCCUUGGGUGGUCACUCUCUACUACUCGUUCCAGGACGAGGCCCACCUAUACCUCAUCAUGGAGUUUGUGCCCGGCGGCGACCUCAUGACCAUGCUGAUCAACUACGAUGUCUUUCCCGAGGACGUCACCCGGUUUUACAUGGUCCAGAUUGCAUGCGCCAUCGACUCGAUUCACCGCAUGGGCUACAUCCACCGCGACAUCAAGCCCGACAACAUCCUCAUCGACCGUAACGGCUACCUCAAGCUCUCCGACUUUGGCCUCUGUACCGGCUUUCGCUCUGCCCACUCGACCCGGUUCUUCAAGUCGUUUACUCGCGACGAGGGCGACGACGAGUCGGACGCCGACCUCGCCACACCCGGCAGCUCUGGCCAUGGCCAGCUCGUCGACUCGGGCGAGAGCAGCAACGCCCGUGGCAAAGGCAAGGGCAAGGGUAAGGGCAAAGGUAAGGGCAAGGGUAAGGGCAAGGGCAAGGGCUCCGACUCAGACGGGUCGGAUGCCGACGCGCUCGCCACCCACGGUGGGCGGGUGAUGACGUGGAAGAAGAACCGCCGCAAGCUCGCGUUCUCCACCGUGGGAACUCCCGACUACAUUGCCGUCGAGGUCUUCCAGCGGACCGGGUACGGCUUUGAGGCCGACUGGUGGUCACUCGGCGUCAUCAUGUUUGAGAUGCUUGUCGGCUACCCGCCGUUUUGCUCGCGCAACUCGUCCGAGACCUACCACAAGAUCCUCAACCACAAGAAGACGCUCCAGUUCCCGCCCGAGGCCUCGGUCACGCCCGAGGCGCAGGACCUCAUCCGCAACCUCGUCUGUGCGCCCGAGGACCGCUUCAAGUCCAUCGAGCAGUUCAAGGAUCACCCGUUCUUUGCCGGCGUCGACUGGGACAACAUCCGCUCGGCAAAGGCGCCGUUCACCCCGCAGCUUGCCUCGCCCAUCGACACCUCGUACUUUGACUAUGAGAUUCCCGAGCACUCGCGGGCCGACGCCGCAGCCCCAGUCCUCCGCCUCUCCGAGGGCGUCAACCCGUUCCUCGGCUACACCUUUAAGCGGUUCAACCACGGCCGGGCCGGUCUCAGCUAG
This is a messenger RNA of Thecamonas trahens ATCC 50062, 1482 nucleotides long. RefSeq names its product AGC/NDR protein kinase. The coding region runs from base 1 to 1482 and encodes 493 amino acids. Lineage: Eukaryota; Apusomonadida; Apusomonadidae. Gene Ontology annotation, biological process: peptidyl-threonine phosphorylation; actomyosin structure organization. The record is from RefSeq and is a predicted model, not a curated record. Gene Ontology annotation, molecular function: protein serine/threonine kinase activity; ATP binding. The transcript is spliced from 2 exons. Gene Ontology annotation, cellular component: cytoplasm; cytoskeleton.